AGACUUCCGGGAAUGGUUGGGAAACAGACCAAACAGACCAGUCUGGGGUUUGUGGUUUGAGAAGUCAAUGAUAUAAAUUAAAUAUUAUUCCUUAGCUGUUCAUUUUCUCAAAAUCUAAAGAUACAACCUAGAUUAGAUCCGAUGUCUUAAGUAGUUGGGCAUGUUAUUACUCCAAGCUCGUGAAAGUGAAAAACUGAAACGUUUUCAUUUUCGUCAAAAACAACGUUAUAUCGACGGAGUGCCGUUGAUUUGACGGCCUGCACGUGCGUAGUUCGGCACGAGACGACCGUUGUUGACCUUGGCCUGUUUCUACGCAUGAGUUUAGUGAGCCAACGUCGCCUACAAGCGCGCUCUGGGAUUUAUACUGAAGAAGCAGUUUUAGCCUAUCUCCAUAGUGUACUGUCUUUGAUACAGUCAUUGCUUUUUACGACUUGACUGACAGGGAUGAAGAGGAUAACAGCGCCCUCGUAGAGCAGCUUCACACAGUGGGAUCAGUCCAGCGACGAGGGGAGGGAAGUGCGUGGCAUCCUCUUCGGGUCUUCAACUUCCAUUAACGGAAUAAAAACUGCCAUUGUAUCUUGUUUUGCUUUGACAGACGUGAUGAGUGGCAGGGUUGGCGACCUAAGUCCGAAGCAGGCUGAGGCAUUGGAGGAGUUUCGAGAGAGGAUUCAGGAUGUUCUUCCACUGCUUCCUGCUCAGCAUGACCACUUCCUGUUGCGCUGGCUCAGAGCCAGGAACUUCAAUGUCAAUAAGUCAGAAGCCAUGCUUCGAAAGCACCUUGACUUCAGGAAACACAUGAAAGCAGACACAAUCACCACAGAAUGGCAGCCUCCAGAGGUUAUUGAGAAGUACCUGUCUGGUGGGAUGUGCGGGUUUGACCGGGAGGGAAGCCCCAUCUGGUGGGAUGUCAUCGGCCCUGUGGACCCUAAGGGCCUCUUCCUGUCUGCCUCUAAACAGGACUUCAUCAAGUCUAAGAUCAGAGACUGUGAGAUGCUGCAGAAGGAGUGUGACCUGCAGUCUGAGAGGCUCGGGAGGCAUGUGGAAGCCAUUACUAUGAUCUAUGACUGUGAGGGUCUGGGUCUCAAACAUUUGUGGAAGCCUGCCAUCGAGACUUACGGAGAGAUCCUGACCAUGUUUGAAGACAACUACCCUGAGGGCCUCAAGAGACUAUUUGUCAUUAAAGCCCCCAAGCUCUUCCCCGUGGCCUACAACCUCGUCAAGCACUUCCUGAGUGAGAUCACCCGCAACAAGAUCAUUGUCCUGGGUGCCAACUGGCAGGAGGUGUUGCUGAACUACAUAGACCCAGAGCAGCUUCCUGCUGCGUACGGAGGGAAACUCACCGACCCGGACGGGGACUCUCGCUGUAGGACCAAGAUCCACUAUGCUGGGACAGUGCCUACGUCCUACUAUGUUCGUGAGUCAGUGAAGGUGGACUAUGAACAGUGUCUAACAGUCAGCCGUGGCUCCUCACAGCAGCUAGAAUAUGAGAUCCUCUGCCCUGGCUGUGUGCUCAGGUGGCAGUUUUCUAGUGAUGGGGCAGACAUCGGCUUUGGGGUGUUUAUGAAGGGCAAGAUAGGAGAGAGGCAGAAUGCAGGGCAGAUGCAGGAGGUGGUUCCCAGCCAGAGAUACAACGCACACCUGGUGCCCGAAGACGGCUCUCUCACCUGCAGCGAGCCUGGGGUCUAUGUGCUGCGGUUUGACAACACCUACAGUAUCUUCCAGUCCAAACGCAUCAGCUUCACCGUCGAGGUCCUGCUCCCAGGCCAAUCUCAGUCUCCGAAAAAACAGGCUGGCUCACAAGUGGAGGCCAGCAACCAAUCGCAGUCUCCGAAUAACCAGGGUGGGUCAGAAUCUGGGGCCAGCAGCUAAUUGUGACAGACGUUACUGAGCUAGAGCUAGUCUCAGCCCCGGCCAUGGUCAGUGAAGUCAGACCUGAAACCACUGAAACAGACUCCAGUGAUCAGCACUGAGGUACUUCAUCUGACAAUGGGUCAUUGUGCUGCUCACGAAUGAAGGUAUGUAGCUCUGGUCCAGUGCAUUACAUGCGGCUUGCUGAUGCUGAGACUUCUACAUCUGCAAGCCACACGUAAUGCCCUGGACCAGAGCUAGAAUGUACAAUGAAGAGAAACAAGUCCACAACUCAGGGUCCCUGGAGUAGAGGAGAUGUUGUCAAACACAGACGGAAAUAACUGGUUUACUUUUUACAAUAAGUGUAUGGCUUUUAAAAAUCUAUUUAAUUUUUUAUGACCAGGAAGUAUAGUAUAUCUGAAUGUCAUUGAGGGUCCAGGGUGUAUUAUUUUACAAUGCUGAGAGCAGAGCAGCAAGACCUCAGGAGAUAUUUAUUUCGUCAACACUCCUCCAUAUAACCAUCUGUUCAUGUAGAAUCUCUUUUCCUUGGCAACAACGCAUUAUGGGCAUCACCCUCUCUUUCUCUCUCUCAAGCACUGGUUGAAUUUCAAGGUUUUUCCUUGAUUUCUCAUGUCCUUGAUUCCUCACCUUCUUCUCAAAAGGCAAGGAAUAAGGAAAUACUUUUGAGAUGUACCCUCUCGCUCUCACUCUUUCUCUCUUCUUUCUGUCAUGAUUUAUGAGUCAAGACAAAAUUAGGCCAUUUUGAGUAUGCCUUUUUCUUUUCAAAAUCAACACAGUUCUGUUCAAAUGAAUAUGUUGACAUACCGGUAGUUUUAUUUUCAGGGAAAACAAAUCUGUAUUUUGUCUUUUAAAUGUUAGAACAUGAAAGGCAAGAAAUCUUUGAAAAUGCUAAUAUCCACUGUCCAAAAUAUGUAUCAUUAUGCAUUAUUGCAGUAGAAUGACAUUCCAUGUUGUUGUGUAACCUUCAGCAGCAAUUUGUUCCUGUAUAGGGUUGCAAUUUGCAAAAUUCCAGCAACUUUCCCAAAAUUCCCAGGAUUUCCCAAAAUUCCCAGGAUUUAUCUAUAUGUAACAACGAGAGACAUACAUGCCCUGGUGUAAAUGCUUGCCUUAAAUACGUCAGUGUGUUUAAAGAAUGUGCAGCACUAAACGAACUGGCCCUUAUGGGCAGUUGAAACACUCAAAACGCUCUAUUAUAUGUAAUCUGUAAACUGUACUUCAUAUUGAUUGAAGUCGUCUUCUGCCAGCAUCUUGAUAAAGUAUUUUGCACAGUGAAAAUCAUGGAAUGUAGCUAGCUAUUAUAGCCUUAUUUGAAGUUGGUUUGUGCUCACUGUUCAAUAGAUAAUUUAUGUUACCUUUAUGUAUUUUAUUAAUGAGUAGGGGGAACAGUACCCACUCCAAAACAUUUAAAUUGUUAUCUUUUUGUGAACAUUUGUCAAUCUUUUCUUUAGUUAAAAUUAGAAACAUGUAAUUUAUUUUUGUAGAAUUCAUGUAGUCAGUGCAUUUUUAAUGUAACAGAAACAAAUCUGAGCUGUAUCAAUCUAUUGGGAAAAUAAUAUACAUGUUUGAAUCAACUUGAAAGAAUCUCGUCCACUAGCCGUCUCUCUUUCUCUGUCUAACCUGUAUGCAGAUGUGGUAACAGUUAAGCCUGGGGACUGAAUAUACAGUAUACUAACUAAACAAGUACUUGGAUGUACAGUAUGGUACAAAAUGAUCGCACUUUAGAGCCCUGACAGUACCUUAGUCUACAAAAGUAAAGGUAUGUCUGUGUCUUUCUCCAGUAGUUGUAUCUAUUGUCUGACUGUUAGUUUUCUAAGCAUUUAUUUUAU
Messenger RNA from Salmo salar (Atlantic salmon), 3695 nucleotides. RefSeq names its product SEC14-like protein 2. NCBI's taxonomy places the organism in Eukaryota, Metazoa, Chordata, Actinopteri, Salmoniformes, Salmonidae. Gene Ontology annotation, cellular component: cytoplasm. The record is from RefSeq and is a predicted model, not a curated record.